AGACAAAAAACACAUUCCAUUAUUAUAUUAUAUUUAUCACCUGUUUUUUUGGGUACAAGUAUAAUAAUAAUAUUAUUCUUCAAGCUAUAAGCCUAGUUGAUGUUGAUGACAGAGAACAUUCCCAAGUGCCCCCAAGCUCCAUAUAUAAAUGCAGCUCCAUGAUCAUUAAGGAAAAUUAUUCAAGCCAGUUUUACCUGCACUCCAUUUUUAUCUACCUCUUAAGCUAAUACAGCUUAUAGUUUUGCUCUCUCUCCACAAAUCCUCUCUUUGUUUCUGUUUCUGCUUGUGAUCAAGCUCACAAAUCUUGGGUUUAGGGCUAAAUUCAAAUGGGAAUUCAGGAGCCGAUAAUUCGAAGCUAUGAUGGGGUGGCUGACAGAGGCAGAGUGGAAGAUCUUGAACGAAGAUGCGAAGUAGGGCCAUCUGAGCGUGUGUUCCUCUUCACAGAUACGAUGGGUGACCCCAUAUGUAGAAUCCGAAACAGUCCGAUGCACAAGAUGCUGGUGGCCGAGCUGGACAACCAAUUGGUCGGGGUCAUCCAAGGCUCUAUAAAGUUGGUCACAUUUCAUCCCAACAAGCCACCACCUAAAGAUCAAGCCAAGGUAGGCUACCUCUUAGGCCUGAGGGUCUCGCCGCUGUACAGAAGAAAAGGGAUUGGUUCGAGCCUCGUGCGUCGAUUAGAAGAAUGGUUCGUUUGCAAUGAUGUAGAUUAUGCAUACAUGGCCACGGAGAAAGAUAACCAGGCCUCAGCCGGGCUUUUCAUGAACAAAUUUGGCUACAUCAAGUUCAGGACCCCGGCUAUUCUUGUGAACCCGGUUCGCUACAGGCCGUGUCGGGUGUCUUCGGGUGUCGAAAUUGCAAAGCUGAGGAUUGAGGAAGCUGAGUAUCUUUACAGAAAGUGUAUGGCUUCCACUGAGUUUUUUUCACAUGACAUAGAUAAAGUGCUUGGAAAUAAGCUGAGUUUGGGGACUUGGGUGGCUUAUCCAAGAGGAGAUGGGUUGAGGGUUGGAGAUUUUGGGUCAAAUGGUGAUGAGGUGGUGCCUAGCAAUUGGGCCAUGCUUAGUGUAUGGAACAGUGGGGAGCUUUUUAACCUGAGGCUAGGGAAAGCACCCUUAUCUUGCUUCAUGUAUGCAAAAAGUUGGAAAUUGAUGGAUAGGUUUUUACCCUGCUUUAAAUUACUGCCUUCCAUGCCUGAUUUUUUUGCCCCUUUUGGGUUUUACUUCAUGUAUGGCUUGCACCAUGAAGGACCCUUGUCAGGGAAAUUGGUGAGGAAUUUGUGCCAGUUUGUCCACAACAUGGCUGCUAAUAGUAGUUCAGAGUAUAGCUCUAAGAAUUGCAAGGUUGUAGUGACAGAAGUUGGGGGCUGUGAUCCAGUGAAACAUUACAUACCACAUUGGAAAUUGCUCUCUUGUUCUGAAGAUUUGUGGUGCAUAAAACCCUUGAAAAAUGAUAGCCUCCAUGAACUGACAAAAACCCACCCAACAAAAUCUCUUUUUGUAGACCCAAGAGAGGUAUGAAAUGAAAUAUGAACCCAAAACCUCCUGUCCUGGGUAGUUUUGAUGACCUGAAUUUCUUUGACCCCUUUGCAGCCUAGCUCUAAUUGAGAGAAGAACCCAAACCUUAACCCCACCUCAUAUUGUUUGCUUUGAUAACUCUACCCCAACAAUGUUCCAAUUCCAUGACCACCUCUCUCUCUCUCUCUCUCUCUCUCUCUUAAGGGUUGGGGAUUAUAUUUUCUCUUGUUCCUUUCACAUCGGUGACACAAAAUCUUGAAAGAUUUCCUUAAUUAGGUGCCACCAUUGGCGUCCUUGUGGUUA
Messenger RNA from Prunus persica (peach), 1814 nucleotides. Its product is annotated as probable N-acetyltransferase HLS1. The record is from RefSeq and is a predicted model, not a curated record. The coding region runs from base 327 to 1514 and encodes 395 amino acids. NCBI's taxonomy places the organism in Eukaryota, Viridiplantae, Streptophyta, Magnoliopsida, Rosales, Rosaceae. The transcript is spliced from 2 exons. Gene Ontology annotation, molecular function: acyltransferase activity, transferring groups other than amino-acyl groups.